Messenger RNA from Puntigrus tetrazona (Sumatra barb), 1189 nucleotides. Its product is annotated as carcinoembryonic antigen-related cell adhesion molecule 2-like. NCBI's taxonomy places the organism in Eukaryota, Metazoa, Chordata, Actinopteri, Cypriniformes, Cyprinidae. The record is from RefSeq and is a predicted model, not a curated record. Bases 89 to 1078 code for a protein of 329 amino acids. The transcript is spliced from 6 exons.
AUUUCUCUGUCAUGAGAAGGGCACAGGUUGAACUUCCUCCAGUUCUUCAGUCACACUGUUCCUGUCUGUCACUCACACAUCUCUCCACAUGAAUUCAUACAGCUUCAGACCGCCUUUGCUCAUUCUGGCUGCUCUUGGAUGCUGUUUUGGGGGCAGCCCGCUUCUCAACGACCAAACAAGCGGCGUUAUCGGUAAAAAUGUGACCUUCAAGACAACAAUCACCUCAGCAAAGGAUUUUCUAACCAUAACGUGGAGUUUCAACAAAGGUUCAGAAAUCGCACCGAUAAUGACAAGUGUCGUAACUACAAACCCCGAUAACAUAGAGGAGACGUCGCUCAACAGAAUCACCUACAAUAAAACGACGUGUGAGCUUCAGCUCGGGCCGCUGGUGAAGGAGGAUGAAGGGGAAUAUAUUCUCAGUGUAGUGACUCUCAAAGGAAAGUCGCUGUCCGGACAGAUUGAUCUUAAUGUUCUUGAACCUGUAACUGACGUCAAGAUUUCGUCCAAUCUCUCCGAAGCUGUAGAGCUCAACAGCACCGUGGUUCUUACUUGCUCUGCCAAAGGCUCCUUUACUUACAAGUGGCUGAACGGCUCAGUUCCUUUAGCGGUGGAUGGCACGCAUAUAAAACAAAAUGCAGUCGGCAAUGAGCUAACUAUCUCUGAAGUUUACCGUACAGAUCUGCGAGGACCCAUCUUCUGCGUUGCAGAGAACGCGCUGGAGUCUGGGAAGAGCGCUCCAUUCAAUCUCACUGUGAGCUAUGGUCCAGAGCAAAUCGUCAUGACACAGAGUCCAACAGGAUCGUUCCUUACGAAAGGCUCUAAUUUAACCUUCACGUGCUCAGCCCAGUCUGACCCUCCUGCUCAGCUCCAGUGGAUGUUUAACGGCCAGGCGAUGCCUCAGAAGACCUCGCUCAACAUCACCCUCGCCAAUGUGGAGGAAAAACACAGCGGAAACUAUAGCUGCGUGGCCUACAAUGCUAAAACCAAACGCUUCGUUUCCUCGCAGGUCGCUGUGGUGUCUGUUCUGGGCACUUGGCCGAGGUCUCAGAUGCAGAACUUCUGCUUGGGUGAAGUGUGAAGCAGUCCCCGAAGUCCAAAGCCAAGUCAAGACUCAAGUUCUAUUACUGUAGUCAACAUCUUAUGUGGAUAAAUCAAUUGUGAAAUAUUAAAAUGGAAUACUUCUACAGAA